AUGGGUAUGUCAAUUUCAAAACUACUAGGAAAUUUAUUCUCUUCAUCUAAUAAAAAAUUCAAGAUUCUAAUGCUAGGACUUGAUGGAGCUGGAAAAACUUCUCUUCUUUACAAAAUGAAACUUAAUUAAAAUGUUAUGACUGUACCUACUAUAGGUUUUAAUAUGGAAACAUUAUAGUAUAAGAAUGUUAAAUUUAAUGUAUGGGAUAUUGGUGGAUAGGAUAAAAUAAGAAUACUUUGGAAACACUACUAUCCUUGUGCAUCUGCUAUAAUAUUUGUUGUUGAUUCUUCUGAUGUAGAAAGGCUCUCUGUUGCUAAAUAUACUCUUUUCUAAGUUUUAAACGAACAAGAAACAUUUGGAAUUCCAGUACUUAUAUUUGCUAAUAAAAUCGAUGUUUGCUAAAUUGCAUUUAACGAUUUGUCUGGUCAAUUAGGAUUGCAUGAAUUAUAAAAUAGAAAAAUUCACUUAUAAUAAUGCUGUGCUAUUACAGGAGAAGGAAUGUUUGAAGGCUUUGAUUGGUUAAAUCAGCAACUUAAAAAUUGA
This is a messenger RNA of Tetrahymena thermophila SB210, 543 nucleotides long. RefSeq names its product soluble GTPase with A role in regulation of membrane traffic and potassium influx, Arl1p protein. Gene Ontology annotation, molecular function: GTP binding; GTPase activity. The record is from RefSeq and is a predicted model, not a curated record. NCBI's taxonomy places the organism in Eukaryota, Ciliophora, Oligohymenophorea, Hymenostomatida, Tetrahymenidae. Gene Ontology annotation, cellular component: cytoplasm. The transcript has a single exon. Gene Ontology annotation, biological process: intracellular protein transport; vesicle-mediated transport.